This is a messenger RNA of Scheffersomyces coipomensis, 4117 nucleotides long. RefSeq names its product chitin synthase (gene CHS3). Gene Ontology annotation, cellular component: cell periphery; cell septum. NCBI's taxonomy places the organism in Eukaryota, Fungi, Ascomycota, Pichiomycetes, Serinales, Debaryomycetaceae. The record is from RefSeq and is a predicted model, not a curated record. Gene Ontology annotation, molecular function: chitin synthase activity. The coding region runs from base 338 to 3967 and encodes 1209 amino acids. The transcript has a single exon.
AUUUGAUUUGAUUUGACUUUGACUUUGAUUUCAUCUCAUUUCUAAGUUAAUUCUUCUUACUACUACUACUACUCUUAGUUGAUCCUUCUUCACCAAACUAUCUUCCAUUAAAGUUGGUGUGUUUUGUUUCAAUAAGUUCUUUAAUAUUAUCAUUCAUUCGCUUAGCUUCCCUUGGCAUAUAAUUAUCAUCCAUUUUUACAUAUAUACAUCCAUCUUAUCAUUAAUUUUUCAUAAUCAACCCUCUCCACUUCAUUUUCAAUUCAUUUCAUUACAUUUAGGUAUCUUUUAUCCCAGGUUACAAUUUAUUAUUUAUCAUCAUCAGCAUCACAUUUAAACUAUGUCUUUCAGAAAUAGCGUUAGUCCCAAUAAAUAUCAAGAAUUCGAUCCCGAAUCUGGUGAUGUUUCAAGAAAAAAGUCUCUUGUUAGAAGAGAAAGAUCUCGUAUGGAUCCAACUAAUCCAAGAUAUCAUUAUACCCAAGUUACAAAUCAACAAUCAAAUCAUUUAAAAGUUUUACCUAGUUCAACUGGUUUAGAUCCUCAAAAUUCUAAUUCAUCAAAUUUAUCUCCUUCAAGAUCUCAUCAACGUGGUAAAUCUCCUCUCAGACAAUCUCAUACUGCUCCUCCUAUUGGAGCUGAUGAAGAAGAUAUACCUCUUAUGGAUAUUAAUAAUUCCCCUCAAAAACAUCAAGGUCGUGAAGUUUUUGGUUUAAAUGAUGAAUUUGAUAAUAAUGAUUAUAAUGAUAGAGGUAGACAAAAUUCAAGAAAACAAAAAGUUAUUACAAAUCCAAUUAGAAAUAAUUAUAAAAUAGAUUCAAAUUCAACUUCAACUUCAGCAAAUUCUAAUAGUUUUAUUUUUUGGAAAAUUUAUUGUUAUAUUAUUACAUUUUGGGCUCCAUCUCCUUUAUUAAAAUUAUGUGGUUUAAAAACUAAAGAACGUCAAUUUGCUUGGAGAGAAAAAAUUGGUCUUUUAUCUUGUAUUCUUUAUAUUGGUACUAUGGUUGCUUAUUUAACUUUUGGUUUUACAAGAACGGUUUGUUCAAAUCAACCAAUUAGAACCAGAAAUAAUGAUGUUAAUAGUGGUUAUCUUAUUAUUAAUGGUAGAUCAUUUGAUUUAACUUCUUCAAAACAUCCUGGUGCUGCUGGAAUUCCAGCUGGUUCAAAUGUUUUAUAUCCUCCUGUAAAUGCAGGGGGUAUGGAUGCUUCAUUUUUAUUUCAAAAUGUUAAUGGUAAUUGUAAAAAUUUGAUUAUACCAAGAGAUAAUUGUACUAUUCCAACUUCAAAUGAUGAUGAAUUAGCAUGGUAUAUGCCUUGUCGUUUAUUUAAUCAAGAUGGUUCUACUCAACCAAAUAUGACUUCAGUUUAUUAUAAUGGUUGGGCUUGUCAUACUAGUGGAACUGCUAGAGAAGCUUAUUAUAGUUUAAAAGUCGAUGGUGAUGUUUAUUUUACUUGGGAUGAUAUUAGAAAUAGUUCAAGAAAUUUAGUGGUUUAUUCUGGUACUGUACUUGAUUUAGAUUUAAUUGAUUGGAUUCAAAAAGAUGAUGUUACUUAUCCUGAAUUAUUUGAUAAAUUACGUCAAGAUUUAACUUAUAGAGGUCAUGAUAUUUCAUUAGUUUUAACUAACUCUGAUGAAAGACAAGCUGCAAGAUGUCUUACAGAAAUCAUUAAAGUUGGUACCAUUGAUUCUGAUACUAUUGGUUGUAUUGCUUCAAAAGUUGUUUUAGUUGUAUCAUUAACUUUUAUUUUAUCAGUUGUGAUUACUAAAUUUAUAAUGGCUUGUUAUUUUAGAUGGGUUGUAUCAAGAAAACAAGGUGCAACUGAAAUUGAUAAUAAAUCAAUGGCAUUAAGAAGUAAUCAAAUUGAUAAUUGGACUAAUAAUAAUGAUCAAAAUAAUUCAAGUUUAUUAAAAACUGUUCCAGUUAAAAAUAGAGCCAAUUAUAAAACUGCUAAAACCAAUAGACAAAGUGUAUUUUUUAAAUCAAAUAAUCGUUUAUCAUUAGCUGCUACCACUGAAUUAAAUCAAUAUUAUGAUAAUGUUGAUACUUCUUUAUCUAAAAGUUUCAAAUAUACUACUAUGACAACUCAAAUGGCUUUAUUAGGUAAUUCUAAUAAUAAAAAAUCCAAACAAAAUAAUCGUCAAUCUACUUUAUAUAUGAGUGAUCAAGGUUCUUCAACUGAUUUAUUAAAUAGACCAGCUUCAAGAUAUAAUCCAUUUGAUAGUAUGGAAGAUACUUUACCUGGUCUUACUUUAUCCCCUGACAUUAUUCAUCCUGAUGUGGUUCCACAACCACCAGUAGAAUAUCAACCAUUUGGGUAUCCUUUGGCUCAUACUUUUUGUUUAGUUACUUGUUAUUCUGAAGGUGAAGAGAGUUUAAGAACAACUUUAGAUUCUGUGGCUACUACUGAUUAUCCAAAUUCUCAUAAAUUAAUCAUUGUUGUUUGUGAUGGUAUUAUUAAAGGGUCAGGAAAUGCAAAGACUACGCCUGAUAUUGUUUUAGAUAUGAUGUCUGAUUUUACUAUUCCAAGAGAUGAAGUUAAAGAUAAUUCUUAUAUUGCUGUUGCUCAAGGUUCAAAACGUCAUAAUGUUGCUAAAGUUUAUUCAGGGUUUUAUAAAUAUAAUGAUGAAACCAUUCCACCUGAAAAACAACAAAGAGUUCCAGUUAUAACCAUUGUUAAAUGUGGUACUCCAGAUGAAGCUAAAUCUGCUAAACCAGGUAAUAGAGGUAAACGUGAUUCUCAAAUUAUUUUAAUGUCAUUUUUACAAAGAGUUAUGUUUGAUGAAAGAAUGUCUAAUUUAGAAUUUGAAAUCUUUCAAAGUGUUUGGAAAAUUACCGGUUUAAUGCCGGAAUUAUAUGAAAUUGUUCUAAUGGUUGAUGCUGACACAAAAGUUCAUCCUGAUAGUUUAACUCAUAUGGUUGCUGAAAUGGUUAAAGAUCCCAGUGUUAUGGGAUUAUGUGGUGAAACUAAAAUUGCUAAUAAACGACAAAGUUGGGUAACUGCCAUUCAAGUUUUUGAAUAUUAUAUUUCUCAUCAUCAAGCUAAAGCUUUUGAAUCAGUAUUUGGUGGGGUUACUUGUUUACCAGGUUGUUUCUGUAUGUAUAGAAUCAAAGCUCCAAAAGGUUCUGAUGGAUUUUGGGUUCCAAUCUUAGCAAAUCCUGAUAUUGUGGAAAGAUAUUCUGAUAAUGUGGUUGAUACUUUACAUAAAAAGAAUUUAUUAUUAUUAGGUGAAGAUAGAUAUCUUUCAUCAUUAAUGUUAAGAACUUUCCCAAAAAGAAAACAAAUCUUUAUUCCAAAAGCAGUUUGUAAAACUUUUGUACCGGAUAAAUUUAAUGUUUUAUUAUCUCAACGUCGUCGUUGGAUUAAUUCAACAGUUCAUAAUUUAAUGGAAUUAGUUUUAGUAAAUGAUUUAUGUGGUACAUUUUGUUUUUCAAUGCAAUUUGUUAUUGGUAUUGAAUUAAUUGGUACUUUAGUUUUACCUGCUGCUAUUUGUUUUACUAUUUAUGUUAUUGUGAUUGCUAUUAUUUCUAAACCAACUCCAAUUAUGACAUUAGUUCUUUUAAGUAUUAUUUUUGGGUUACCUGGUUUGUUAAUUGUUAUAACGGUUUCUUCUGCUAUUUAUAUUGUUUAUUUCUUUAUUUAUCUUGGUGCCUUACCAAUUUGGAAUUUUGUUUUACCAAGUUAUGCAUUUUGGAAAUUUGAUGAUUUUAGUUGGGGUGAAACUAGAACUAUUGCAGGAGAAGAUAAAGGUGAACAUGGUGGAUCUGCUGGUACUUUUGAUUAUUCCAGUAUUACUAUGAAACGUUGGAGAGAAUAUGAAAGAGAUCGUAAGAUUCAAGAAGCUAAUAAUAAUAGUAAUAAUCCAAAUGGAUUAGAAAUGCCAAGAGCAACUUGGGAUCCAUCUAAUCCAAAUCAUCAUGAACCAUUAUUAAUUGAUGAAGAUUAUUCAGAAAGUUCAGGUACAUAUCGUUAAGAGAAAUAUGUAACUAUUAAAAAGUGUCAUUAAAAUUUUUUUUAUUUAAAAUAAAGCUGGGCUAGAGACAAGACAAGACAAGACAAUACAAUUUAUAGAAAUCAAAUAAAAGUAGUUUGAAAUUUAUGUUUUUGAUCUUAUACAUUCAUA